AUGCCGCUCCUGCCCGAGAUGGGAUCUGCCGCUACCGCCGCCUCUACUCCUACUCCUUUCCGCCUCCACAGCAACAAGCUCCUGAUUGCUACCGCCGCCACCGCCGCCGCCAUCACGCCUACCGGCGAGCACACCUCGGAAGGAGGGGCACCGGCGGCGCCGCGGGCCGCCCCGUUGUCGGCGCCGGGGGGCCGAGAAAACGGCCACACACGGGAAACCCUGGAGCAGAAGUGGGCAGCCUGGCAGAGCGAAAACCGGGGGCCCGCUCCCCUCCUCGGGAAGCCCGCUCCUGCGCCGGUGGUGGCGGAGGCGGGUUCGAGUGACAGCGGUGGUCGCGGCAUGUUCGGCGGGGGCAGCAGCGCUAGCAGCAAUGGCGGCGGUAGCGGCAGGAGGUGGGGGGGUGCGGAGGAUUUCCACGAUAAGGUGGCCUUCCUUGGGGACUACGUUGCGAACGUCUUCGGUAGGGCCAAGAGGAUGGGCGUGCCGCAGCACUGCGAAGCUAGGGACGUGCAGUACGGGGUGGAGUGAAGCUACCAGACGAAGAUUCUCGGUUUUCGAUUGUAACACAUGUUGGAGUUUCUUGCGACUGCUUAUGUGGAUGCAUGUGUUGAUAAAUAAAUGUAGGUAGAACCCGUGUUGUGCGUGUGGGCACACAAGACAGAUCGUGGAACGCGUUAUCGGGAAGAAUCGCGAUGGAACCUUGGAACACAGAAAUAUACGUAGUGUAAGAAAGUCGUUGCUAAAUCAACAGCAGUUCAGAUCAAGUUUGCCUACAUGUACUCGUGAUGCAUGGCUGUUUUUAGUUUCGUCUUUCUUCGUCCGGCCCUCCUUUCUGUGCAACAUCACACACAGCACUUUUCCGACUACACAAGCAAGCUGCGAGUAUGUUUGCUUGCCCAACAAAAAGUCAUGCUCACUGCUAGAGGUGGGUGGGUGGGUGCCUGGUGAAAGGAGUUUGUCGGAUCGAGUUUGGUUGUUCUUUGUCGUUUCCUCCUUUUUUCUGGGAACGAUCCAAGCAUCUUCCUGUGUACAUACACAGCUUCCGUUGCACCAUUUUUUACGUUUGGCAUUUAUUUUUGUUGUUGCAUCGUCGUCCCUCAAUUUUCUGGUUCGCUUCAUGCAAUGGCGCGUGGAAGUAUACAGCAUUAGCUAUACGUCGGACCCCUUUCCGCUCGUUCUGUGUGUGACGAGCCUAUUUUUCGGCAUGGAUGGGUCGUUUGAUUGAGUGGUUCCGUGUCUCUCGGUUGUUGUAGUUCUCAUGUAUACAAUGAGGAAUGGAGGGUGCAGUGCAACCACAAAACUUUACUGCCCGGCGCCGGUUUGAACCGUGCAAUGAAGUCGCGCUCAUGUCGUCGUAAGUAUUUAGGCAAAUCCGAUGUUUACAUCCGGUGUAAUCAGCAGGGUUUGCGACAAGUUUUGUUUGGCAGAAAAUUUGUGCUGUUGCUUUUUUUUUUUUCAUUUUUGCCAGUCAUUCUCCACGUCCUCAUCGUAUGCUAUUUCACUACUGUACUUUUAGCCUCUUGUUGUUGUUAGGCUCGCUUCAACGAGAAUAAUGCACGCAGAAGGUUGGUUUGUUCGGGCUGUGUUUUCU
Molecule: messenger RNA, 1591 nt
Organism: Ectocarpus siliculosus
Lineage: Eukaryota; Phaeophyceae; Ectocarpales; Ectocarpaceae
Source: the annotation of a GenBank genome assembly